Molecule: messenger RNA, 906 nt
Organism: Paramuricea clavata
Lineage: Eukaryota; Metazoa; Cnidaria; Anthozoa; Malacalcyonacea; Plexauridae
Source: the annotation of a GenBank genome assembly
AUGUGGGACAAGAAGACAGCCAAGGAGGUCAUUCGCAAUCUUUUACCUGCCAGGAUUGCGAACUUUGUGGAAAUGCAAGUUGAACUGCAUUCUCGUCCCAGCAAAGGCCAACGUUACAGCCAGGAGACAAAAGCUUUUGCUUUGUCCCUUUAUCACAUCAGUGGAAAAGCAUACAGAUUCCUUUCAAAGUUUUUCCACCUACCAUCUAAGUCGAGUCUUCUAAAAUGGGUAUCAGGGCUGCCUACAAAAACAGGGAUAGUAGAUGAAGCUUUCAAAACUAUCGAGACUAAAGUUAAGACCAUGAGCGAAGCAAACAGAAUGUGUACACUGUCCCUGGAUGAAAUAUCCAUAAAAACUCAUCUGCAUUACGACUCGGCAAAAGAUGAAGUCAUUGGCCUUGAGGAUGAUGGAGACACUAAAGGCGAUCUCGUGGCAAACUCUGCACUGGUUUUCAUGGCAUGCGGUAUUCAAGAAAAUUGGAAGCAGCCCCUUGCAUACUACCUGGUUAACGGCAGCUGUGACAGUCAGAAGGUCAAGAAAAAGCUUUUCGAAUUACUUGAUAAACUCGAUUCUAUUGGUUUAAAUGUUGUGGCAGUUAUUUCCGACCUUGGUUCAAAUUUCCAAAAGUUUAUCAAUGGGCUUGGCAUCACCGCAAUCAAACCUUGGUUUUUGCAUAAUGGCAGAAAGAUCUUCUAUUUGUACCACCCACCCCAUAUCAUUAAAGCCAUUAGAAACAAUAUAAUAAAUUAUCAAUUUCAUUUUGACGGAAAGAUUGCAAGCUGGAAAGAUAUCGAGGCCCUCUAUGCGAAUGAUAGCAAGUUAUCAAUCCGCUUAUGUCCCAAAUUAACGGACAAGCAUAUGCAUCCCAACGGAUUUCAAGAAAUGAAGGUGAAAUAUGCCACUUAA